AUGCCCGAUGAUGAUAUAAAUUUUAAGGUUCGAAAAUCAAAAAAAUCACGGGAUGAGCAGACUAAAGCUAGCAAGCCACAUCGAAGAAGCGAUUCGACAAAACCACACAAGAGAAAAUCGAGGAGAAAAUCCUCACGGAAUGGUGAACUCGAAAAUUUUCAGCUUUAUCAGAAUGAAUUCGUG
Funneliformis mosseae is the source of this 183-nucleotide messenger RNA. The record is from the annotation of a GenBank genome assembly. NCBI's taxonomy places the organism in Eukaryota, Fungi, Glomeromycota, Glomeromycetes, Glomerales, Glomeraceae.